GUUUUCUCUCCUUUCGCUUCUGGAUUUUUUUUCCCCUUGCUCCUUCUUCCUCCGGUCAUCUGGGUUUUCUUCUUCCCCCCUUCUGCUUUUCUUUAUUCUGACGGCUCCCAGGACGCCAUGACCCCUGUUGCCACUUUCGCAGCUCUCUCCGUCCCCAUUUCUUUGUAUGGAUCAUCGAAGUUCCAAGUUAGAAAGAGUUGCAAAGCAAGGAUCGGAGUGUUUGCAGUGUUCGGGGAUGAGGGUGGGGGAUUGGUGGAAAAGAAGAGUCAAUGGGGGGCUCUAUUCGAAGUGGAGGAUCCGAGGUCUAAGAUGCCACAAUGUAAAGGCAAGUUCUUGGAUGCCAACCAAGCACUUGAAGUAGCUAGAUUCGACAUUCAGUAUUGUGAUUGGCGAGCUCGUCAGGAUCUGCUUACGAUCAUGCUACUUCACGAGAAGGUUGUGGAAGUUUUGAAUCCCUUAGCACGAGAAUAUAAAUCAAUUGGCACCAUGAAGAAGGAGCUAGCUGAGUUGCAAGAAGACUUAACCCAAGCUCACAGACAGGUACAUAUAUCUGAAGCAAGGGUAGCUACUGCUUUAGAUAAACUAGCGUACAUGGAAGAGUUGGUGAAUGACAAGCUGUUACAAGAUAGAAGCAUUACAGUAGGAACUGACCAAGCGUCUCCUUCUACUUCGGCUGCCACUCCACCCGCCAAUAUCGUGAAAAGAAAACCACCCAGGAAAAGUUUCAAUGUCUCAGGUCCUGUCCAGCCAUACCAUCCUCAUCUAAAGAACUUCUGGUACCCAGUUGCUUUCUCCACCGACUUGAAGGAUGACACAAUGAUUCCAUUUGAUUGCUUUGAGAAACCUUGGGUUGUUUUCCGCGGGAAAGAUGGCAGACCAGGAUGUGUCCAGAACACAUGUGCACAUCGAGCAUGUCCGCUUGACCUAGGUUCGGUGAACGAGGGUAGAAUUCAGUGUCCUUACCAUGGAUGGGAGUACUCAACUGAUGGAACGUGUGAGAAGAUGCCGUCUACUAGACUAGUGAAUGUGAAGUUAAAGUCACUGCCAUGUUUUGAGCAAGAAGGCAUGAUCUGGGUUUGGCCUGGUACCGACCCUCCAGCCCCUAAUCUUCCUUCCUUGAAACCUCCACCAGGUUUCCAAAUUCAUGCCGAGAUAGUCAUGGAACUUCCAGUGGAACAUGGGCUACUUCUUGACAACCUUUUGGAUCUCGCGCACGCACCUUUUACUCACACAUCUACUUUCGCCAAGGGUUGGAGUGUUCCCAGUGAAGAAAGCACUGGAAUCGAUUUUGCUUCAACCUCACCUUCUAUUCUUGUGUUGUUGUCGAAAAUUUUCAGCCUGGUGAAGUUCCUGACACCGGCAUCUGGGCUACAAGGAUACUGGGACCCUUACCCUAUCGACAUGGAAUUUCGACCGCCUUGCAUGGUGCUGUCCACCAUCGGAAUCUCCAAACCUGGAAAACUGGAGGGCCAAAGUACUAGGGAAUGUGCCACUCACCUUCACCAGCUCCAUGUCUGCUUACCUUCGACUAGAGGAAAGACGAGACUACUCUACAGAAUGUCCCUCGACUUCGCUCCUCUGCUAAAGCACGUCCCAUUCAUGCAACAUUUAUGGAGACAUUUCGCUGAGCAGGUUCUGAACGAGGAUUUGCGGCUUGUGCUAGGGCAGCAGGAGAGAAUGAACAAUGGUGCUGAUGUCUGGAAUUUCCCGGUCUCAUAUGAUAAGCUAGGAGUAAGAUACAGGCUAUGGAGAGAUGCGGUCAACCGAGGUGAAAAGCGAUUACCCUUCAGCAAAUCAACAUAAAGAAGAGUCGUCUUAAAACCCUGGGAAGAUGGUUUCACUAUCUUGGGAUUUUUGGCUUCCCUUUAUGACCUUUUUUCUGGAGCUGUUUCCCUCGUCCAACGAAGCACAAAUAACGAUUGGCAAGGCUCGCGUAAUGAUCGACAAUGUGCAAGAAUGCAGUCCAGUUUUUGACGUGUUGAUGAAGCUAGGCCCAAGUUGGAAUUCAUUGCGACAGCAGAGAAUGGAUGAACAGAUGUAAACUGUUUCAGGGUUCUGUGAGCAUCCAACUGUACACUACGAUGGCUGAUUUUUGUGUACAGUCCUUUUUUUUUACAUUUUUGGUUUUAGGGGUUUCAAGAAAUGGAGAGGAACAUCUCGUUGUAUUUAUCAUCAUACUAACAUCGAUUUACCAAUGCAAAGGGUACAUUUUGUUCUUCCUAGAAUCCCAUGAACUCCAAAAACUCUUCAGAAAUCGCUCAACUGAAAGCUCCCAAAACAGAGAAAAGAAAACUCAUCGAAACGUAUACACACGAGAACGGAAAAUAAGUUUCUGCAAAUUCUGUCAAUUAUUACAAACACGGAGAGGAAAGGGAAAACGUAUCACAGAGAAGAGCCACAGAAAGGACAGAACUUGAACUCGGGCUCGAGGACCCGGUCACAGAAUCGGCACCUCGGACUGUCCGCGAUCAGUUGCGACGGCGGCGGCGGAGGAGGAGAAUAGGAGCUGGGGAAGAAGAGAUUGCAGUCGUUGCAGUGCAUAAGAGGCUGCUUGCCGGGCCACCGCCAGACGGGGACGAAGAAGAGCUUGAGGACCUUGUCGUAUUCGACGAGAUCUACGGCGGGGGAGGCGCAGCUGAUGCACCUGCCGGCGCCUUGUUUCAGGACCCGCCGGACUUGCUGAUUGACGCCUCCGGCGAAGAAGAAGAACAUGAUUCUUUGUAAUUGAUGGUUUUUGGAAUUUGGAUGCGGCGGGGGAGGAUUUCGCGGUGGAAGCUCGAUUGGAGUGGGGAAGGGAGUGUCCAACAGAGUAUUAAACUAUGCCCGCUAUUAGCUGCUGGAGGCUUCUGGCCUUCUGG
Linum tenue is the source of this 2858-nucleotide messenger RNA. The record is from the annotation of a GenBank genome assembly. NCBI's taxonomy places the organism in Eukaryota, Viridiplantae, Streptophyta, Magnoliopsida, Malpighiales, Linaceae.